Molecule: messenger RNA, 1002 nt
Organism: Sphenostylis stenocarpa
Lineage: Eukaryota; Viridiplantae; Streptophyta; Magnoliopsida; Fabales; Fabaceae
Source: the annotation of a GenBank genome assembly
AUGAAAUUGACGGGAGCGAUGACCAAACAUCAUGGUGGGAUCCAGCAACAACAACCACCACCACAACCCUCCCCCUUCUCCCUCACCUCCGCCCGAGCCUCUCAACAACAACAACACCAUGUGCGAGGCUGCGUUGAAGCAGUGUACGCUCGCAGUCAGUUCCUCAGAGUCCCCGAAGAAGAGGGAAUCACUGGAACUGGCUUCACUCGCCGUGCUAUCACCGCCGAAGCUGAGGAGGACAUUGCUGCAAAAAUUAUCUGUGAGCAAGGAGCACGGACAGUUUGCAGUAGUGGUCCUAUCCGCAAUGUCACCAUUAGACAGCCGCCCUCCGCCUCCUCCCUUUCUGGGACUGAUGUGUCCUAUGAGGAAAUGAGAGAAAGUUAUAUAGAUGGUAAAUCACCGAGUAAGUCAUCUGAGGAGCUGCUUAUAGGUAUCUCUAAUACUUUACCUGAUAGCCAAUCACCUAGCAAUACGUCAUCUAAGGAGCGAACACGUGAAUUGCUUAUAGCUAUAUCUGAUUCCGUACCUGAUAAGGAUGAAGAUACAAUUUUGAAUUCAGAUAUUAUGCCUAAGGGCAAAGAUGCAGAUAAUUUUGAAAGAUCAAACGACGAAUUUGGGCCUAAGUGGAUUUCAAGCAAGGAUGCAGAUGACUAUGAAAUAGCAAAUUCUGAAAAAUUUAAGAACAAAAUUAGAAUGCACUCUUUUAGUGACGCACACGCACUGUUCGAUGAAAUUCCUCAGCCGAACGUCGUUACUUGGAACACUAUGAUAUCUGGGUACGUCCACACUGGCCAGUUUCGAAACGCUUUGUCGUUUUUCAUGCGCCUGGACAGGUCCCAUGUUUGUGCCGACGCGUUUUCUUUCACGUCAGUAUUGUUUGCUUGUUCCAAACUGAGUCUCUUUAAACUUGGAAGCUCAAUUCAUUGCAAGACCGUGAAACUGAGCAUGGAUGAUAGCACUGUGGUUGCAAACUGCUUGAUUGACCUGUAUGGGAAAUGCUGA